Messenger RNA from Hydra vulgaris (swiftwater hydra), 1409 nucleotides. Lineage: Eukaryota; Metazoa; Cnidaria; Hydrozoa; Anthoathecata; Hydridae. The record is from RefSeq and is a predicted model, not a curated record.
CAGAAGUAUAAAGUAAUAUCAAAACUAAUAAAAUAAAAUAAGUCAGACUUAAUUUAGUCUGUAACUUUUAGAGAAAUAUUAUGUGUUUAUUUGUCUGUGUUUAUAUAUAUCUGUGUGUGUGUGUGUGUGUGUGUCUGUGUGUGUGUGUGUGUGUGUCUGUGUGUGUGUGUGUGUGUGUGUGUGUGUGUAUGUGUAAAUAAAACAAAUAAUGUCUAUUUAGGUAAUCUUUUUAAUGGCUUUACAAUCUUGGGUUUUAGUUGUUUAUUUUGAAAACGAGAUUGAAGCAGAGGCAGUUGUUCCAUCUUGUUGGGUAAAAGAUGGUUGGUUAUUUUGGCCAACUGGUGUUCACCCAAUGAGAGCUGCCUCUAAUAAGUUUCCAAUUGAUGACUCCUGGAACAAGCUUAGAGUUAAAAAAAUUAAAGUAACUGGAGGUCAUUAAGUUUUACUGUCAUUGCUAUUUUAAUUUUUUUAUAUGAAUAAAAAUACUAUUAUAGUUUUAUAUGAAGUACAAUAUCAAAUAAACUGUUCUCUUUCUAUAUUUGGAUAAGUAAUAUUUUGAAUCUGUUUUUAUUAUUUUUGCUUAGAUAUAUAUUAUAAUCUCUUUACACUUAUUUUAGAUUUUAGUUUUUGCAUUAUUGUUUAUAUUUGUUUUACUAAAUAAUUACGAAUAAAUAAAGAAGUAUGUGAAGGGUUUAAUUUCACAACUACAGAAGACUCUGAAGAAGAAUCAUGUAUAUUAAACACUCAUGAAAAUCGUUCAAGAUCACUAGUUUAUCCUGAUGUAACAAAUUCAACAAGAGAUCGUUCACGCUCCCCGAUUGUUCAGUCAGAGAUAGUCAACUUUGAAAUUAAUAAUUCAAAAUCACCUAAAUUACCUCUUCAUCCUAAAAACAUAAAAAACUUUAAAAGUUCUGAAUUAUGUUCACAAAAAAAAUUGGAUUCAUCAAAUUCAUCUUCUCCAGCUUUUUUGGCCGGAACUUCUAAACAGUCAAUUAGUGCGUCUUCUCAGUUUCCUUUAAGUACUGAAAGUAUCACAGAUAGCGAAAAUUGGUGGAGUCAACUUAAAAGAUAAUGUAAAACGUGUUAUUGAGCGGCUGUUAACAAUUGAGUUGCGCUGUUUGUUAAACAUGAAGGGACAAACCAAUUCUACAAACAAAACUAAACAAAAGUUGGCUUUUUCAAAGACAAAAUUGUAUCGUGUUUUAGUUGAGAGUGUCUCAAAAAGAUACCCAGAUGAAGCAGGGAUUUACGAAGCUGUUAAAUCAAUUCUGAAAUAUUCGCCAAUAAAUUUUUGUAGAAAGCAGAAAUUGAAAAUUUAGAGUUUUUAAUGACAUUUUAGGAUAAAUGAUAUGAUUAUGUUGGUGUUUUGUAUAAAGCGCUUUUUUUUUAAAUUUAUUUAAUAUUAUUUA